Messenger RNA from Orbilia oligospora ATCC 24927, 1302 nucleotides. RefSeq lists its product as uncharacterized. The record is from RefSeq and is a predicted model, not a curated record. Lineage: Eukaryota; Fungi; Ascomycota; Orbiliomycetes; Orbiliales; Orbiliaceae. Bases 1 to 1302 code for a protein of 433 amino acids. Gene Ontology annotation, biological process: regulation of cyclin-dependent protein serine/threonine kinase activity. The transcript is spliced from 2 exons. Gene Ontology annotation, cellular component: cyclin-dependent protein kinase holoenzyme complex; nucleus. Gene Ontology annotation, molecular function: cyclin-dependent protein serine/threonine kinase regulator activity; protein kinase binding.
AUGUCAACAGUUAUGUCACCUUCUCUUAGCCCAUUCUCAACCUCCUCAUCACCUCCCCCAUCACCUCAACAGGUCCGCAUACCUCAAUCCCAGCACAUGUCACCACGGCCCCACCGAUCUGCCUCCGGGCGUAGCCACCCGCCACUUUCAGGGCAAGCUUCCCCAAAUUUCGCUCCGAUGGGCCCUCCUCCGGCACCCUCCCCGAGUACCUCAGUCCCUAACCCAGUGGCAGCGGCUAUCACCAGUCCUCGGCUGAAGCGGCCAUUAAGUUCUGAAGCUCUUAAUCCCAACCCUACGACAUCUACGACGCCCUCACAAAACGCGUCUACCUCGGAUGUCCGCUCGUCUCCUCGCCCUCUGAGAAGGACAGGCCAAUCGACUCAAUCGUCAAAAUCAUCGCCGCGUGUGGGCCAAUCACCGCUGUUGCGAAGAGCCGCAGAAUCCUCAAUCCGGACUCCUCAGACCCAGCCCCAGGACACAUCGUCUAGCAGUGUGAAUCUGAAUGAAACUUCUCUAGAUCCCUUAACACUUGGAUCACCCUCAAAGCGAGUAAAACCACUGCAACCCGCCAGGAAGCUUGUCCCUAGGGAUUAUCAGCUAUGUGCCAUGAACGACCUGGUAAUCUUGAUCAGCGAUAUGUUAAAUCAAUUGGUGUCUCUAAACGAUGGGAUCCCGCUGACGCAAGGUGGAUUGACUCGAUUUCACAGCCGUGCGCCUCCCACCAUCACUAUCACGGACUAUCUUCAUCGAAUUGCACUGCAUACGACCCUAGAGCCAUCGACUCUUCUUAGUAUGGUUUAUUACAUCGACCUUCUCUCCAAUCAUUACCCGGCUUUCACAAUAUCUUCUUUAACAGUCCAUCGAUUCCUCAUCACAGCUGCAACGGUUUCCUCAAAGGGCCUUUGCGAUAGCUUCUGUACAAAUACCUUCUAUGCAAGGGUGGGAGGCAUAAGCUUGCGAGAGUUGAAUGUUCUUGAACUAGAGUUCUUAAAUCGGGUUGGGUGGAGGAUAGUACCCCAAGCAGAGGUUUUGAAGGAGUAUUAUAUGAGUCUUGUUAGGAGGAUGGGAGAUAGUUGGGGGUUAGAGGAGGGCCCUGAAUCUGAGGGCUCGAUGGAUGAACUGCUCGACGAGAGCAGUAGUGGUAUUGGAUCAAAUAAUGUAUCCGGAUCCGAAGCUUCAAGGGAAUCGCCUAACCUACAGUCGAGAGCCCCCCUCCUGCUGCAAGAUGCUACAAACACUGGGAAUCAAAACAGUGAUGCACCAAAUGAAACAGCUGUACCGAGCGUCAAGGAGGCAGGAUAG